Messenger RNA from Cinara cedri, 467 nucleotides. Lineage: Eukaryota; Metazoa; Arthropoda; Insecta; Hemiptera; Aphididae. The record is from the annotation of a GenBank genome assembly.
AUGGCGCACACUGUUAAUAGAUUUCUAGAGAAAAUUCGAGAAUCAUUUCUCGAGAUUAAUAAAUUGAUUAACAAUGGUAAUAUAUUAAGUACCUAUUUAAAAUUUAAAUACAUAUGUAACUUUCUACGUUUAUUUCAGGAAAAAAAGCUUUCCUAAAAGCACCAUCGAGAAUAAAUAAAUACAGAAAAGAAAUGCCGGGGAUACCUUUACCACACAAACCCAUUAUUACUAUAUUGGGAACAUGGUUAAAUGCUGAACUUUUCUAUGCAAAUGAUUUUGAAGAGUUUAAAAACGUGAUUGAUAGUUUAACAGAUGAUGCUACAACUGUUGAAAAGCUGAAACAGCUCGUACAAAAUAAUGCAGUCAAAUGUGGUUUAGCAUUCAUAAAAUUACACUUAUCCGAGUUAUCCAUGAAUCUUAAAAAUUUGUUAGAUUCUAAUAGUGAACUAGCGUGGAUAUUUUUAUAA